AGGGCGGGGCGGGGCGCGGUUGGCGCUGGCGGGAAACGGGAACGGAGCGAGCAGGAACGUCCGGGAAUGGCGGUGCCGUUCGUGGAGGACUGGGACCUGGUGCAGACGCUGGGAGAAGGCGCCUACGGGGAGGUGCAGCUCGCUGUCAACCGCCGCACUGAGGAGGCCGUGGCUGUCAAGAUUGUGGACAUGAAGCGAGCGGCCGACUGCCCUGAGAACAUCAAGAAGGAAAUCUGCAUCAACAAGAUGCUCAACCACGAGAACGUCGUCAAGUUCUACGGGCACCGGCGGGAAGGUGCCACUCAGUACCUCUUCCUGGAGUACUGCAGCGGCGGGGAGCUCUUUGACCGCAUCGAGCCGGAUAUUGGGAUGCCAGAGCCGGAGGCGCAGCGGUUCUUCCAGCAGCUGAUUGCCGGUGUGGUCUAUCUACACAGCAUUGGCAUCACCCACCGUGACCUGAAGCCGGAGAACCUGCUGCUGGAUGAGCGAGAUAACCUGAAGAUCUCAGAUUUCGGCCUGGCCACAGUCUUCAGGCACAACGGCCGGGAGCGGCUGCUCAACAAGAUGUGUGGGACGCUGCCCUACGUGGCCCCCGAGCUGCUGCGGCGCCCCGAGUUCCGCGCGGAGCCUGUCGACGUCUGGGCCUGCGGCGUGGUGCUGACGGCCAUGCUGGCCGGAGAGCUGCCCUGGGACCAGCCCAGCGACAGCUGCCAGGAGUACAGUGACUGGAAGGAGAGGAAAACCUACCUCCCGCCUUGGAAGAAGAUUGAUUCCGCACCCUUAGCUUUGCUGCACAAGAUCCUGACGGAGAGCCCUGCGGCGAGGAUCACCAUUCCCGAUAUCAAGAAGGACCGGUGGUACAGCAAACCCCUCAAGAAGGGUGUCAAGCGGGCUCGUGUGUCCUCAGGCGGGGUCACUGACUCUCCCGGUGGCUUCUCCAAGCACGUCCGAUCCGAUAUGGACUUCUCACCGGUGAAGAGCCCGCUCGGUGAGGAGAAGGUGAGCUACUCCACGUCGCAGCCAGAGCCAGGCACUGGUGGGAUGCUCUGGGAUUGUGGAGCAGCCGCCAUUGACAAACUGGUGCAGGGCAUCAGCUUCUCCCAGCCUGCCUGCCCCGAGCACAUGCUGGUCAACAGCCAGCUCCUCGGCACUCCGGGCUCCUCGCAGAGCCCGUGGCAGCGCCUGGUGAAGCGGAUGACACGCUUCUUCACCAAGCUGGACGCUGACGGCUCGUACCGUGCCCUGAAGGAGGUGUGUGAGAAGAUGGGGUACGGCUGGAAGAAGAGUUGCACCAACCAGGUCACCAUCUCGACCACGGACAGGAGGAACAACAAACUCAUCUUCAAGGUGAACCUGGUGGAGAUGGAGAGCAAGAUUUUGGUGGAUUUUCGCCUCUCCAAGGGCGAUGGCCUGGAGUUCAAGAGGCACUUUCUGAAGAUCAAGGGCAAGCUCAGCGACAUCAUCAGCACCCAGAAAGUCUGGCUGCCUGCAACGUGAGCCCCAGCACCCCCCCGCCUCCUCCUCCUCUUCCUCCUCCUUCUUUUUCUCUUCCUCCUGUGGGGAGCAUCCAACCGACCGCGCGCUUCGGGUUUUAAAGGUUCAAUAAAGCACUCGGGGAGACAUGAA
This is a messenger RNA of Strigops habroptila (Kakapo), 1626 nucleotides long. RefSeq names its product checkpoint kinase 1 (gene CHEK1). Gene Ontology annotation, molecular function: ATP binding; protein serine/threonine kinase activity. The coding region runs from base 67 to 1497 and encodes 476 amino acids. NCBI's taxonomy places the organism in Eukaryota, Metazoa, Chordata, Aves, Psittaciformes, Psittacidae. The transcript is spliced from 12 exons. The record is from RefSeq and is a predicted model, not a curated record. Gene Ontology annotation, cellular component: cytoplasm; site of double-strand break; nucleus. Gene Ontology annotation, biological process: mitotic G2 DNA damage checkpoint signaling; protein phosphorylation.